AAGAGGGAAGGUGAAGAAAAUCUCAAAGCAGGGGAUGUGCUUCAGAGGAGUGUGUCGUGAUGUGAAUGCGCAGAGCUCUAGAAGCAACAGUGAGCAGACAGCAGGAAAUCAGAUACGUGGAAACAUGUCUGGGAAACCAGUUCUGCACUAUGUCAGUGUACGAGGCCGAAUGGAACCAGUAAAGUGGCUACUAGCGGCUGCCGGAGUUGAGUUUGAAGAAAGAUUUCUGGAAACAAAGGAUGACCUCCAAAAGUUAAGGACGGGUGGAUCCCUGCUGUUCCAGCAAGUGCCCAUGGUGGAGAUCGAUGGGAUGAAGAUGGUGCAGACCAGAGCCAUCCUCAACUACAUAGCAGCAAAAUACAAUCUCUGUGGGAAAGACCUGAAGGAGAGAGCCCUAAUUGACAUGUAUGUGGAAGGAAUGGCAGAUCUGAAUGAGUUAAUCUUGCAUCAUGACUUCAAGCCAGCUGAUAAAAAGGAGGAAGAUCUUGCUAAUAUCUUGGACAAGGCCACAAACAGAUACUUCCCAGUCUUUGAGAAGGUUUUGAAAGACCACGGACAUGACUUUCUUGUUGGCAACAAGCUGAGCAGAGCAGAUGUGCAUUUACUGGAAACCAUUUUAAUGGUGGAAGAGUUCAAGCCUGAUGCACUUGCGAAAUUUCCCCUCUUGCAGAGUUUUAAAGCAAGAAUAAGCAAUAUCCCCAACAUCAAGAAAUUCCUACAGCCUGGCAGCCCGAGGAAACCACCUCUACAGGAAAAAGAAAUACCAAACCUGAUGGCAAUUUUCAGUUGAGCAGCAACCUAAUCCCACAGAAUCUCCAUUUCAUUGUCUCUUGUGUUUCCUGAGAAGCAAAGUGAAAUCAAUGAAGUUCGUCUAAUUUCACUAGUUUCAUUUGCACACUGGCAAAUGACAUUGUUAACUCAGUUGUCUCAAAUGAAACAAGUUGUCUUAGAGAGUUUACCAGUAAUAAAGUUGACAUUAAAAUGCA
Numida meleagris (helmeted guineafowl) is the source of this 986-nucleotide messenger RNA. RefSeq names its product glutathione S-transferase-like. The coding region runs from base 35 to 790 and encodes 251 amino acids. The transcript has 7 exons. Gene Ontology annotation, biological process: xenobiotic metabolic process; glutathione metabolic process. NCBI's taxonomy places the organism in Eukaryota, Metazoa, Chordata, Aves, Galliformes, Numididae. The record is from RefSeq and is a predicted model, not a curated record. Gene Ontology annotation, molecular function: glutathione transferase activity.